Molecule: messenger RNA, 824 nt
Organism: Cydia amplana
Lineage: Eukaryota; Metazoa; Arthropoda; Insecta; Lepidoptera; Tortricidae
Product: zinc finger C4H2 domain-containing protein
Exons: 5
Coding region: 110-781 (223 amino acids)
Biological process (GO): positive regulation of neuron differentiation
Cellular component (GO): nucleus
Source: RefSeq, a predicted model, not a curated record
ACUAGUUAAUCUCAUGUGCGCGAGGUCGAAUCUUUUUCGCUUUGUGCGUUAUAAUUUUUACAAUAUUUUAGCCUGCGGCUAGUUUUUUUUACUACGACUUGAAUAAGAAAUGACCGCUGAAAACGAACGCGAAAUAUAUCACAAGUUAGAAGCCAUGAAGGAGAUUAGGAAUAAGACGAUCACCCUGGAGCGCAUAAAGCGGAGCAUCCUCACCGAGGUGCGGUCAGGGGACGCCGAGGGCCGCUGCCUGGCGCAGUACAAGCGCGAGAUGGAGCUGCUACAGCAGGAAAAGAUGAGCCACGUGGAGGAGCUACGACAGAUCCAUGCCGACAUUAAUGCCAUGGAAACAGUAAUAAAACAGACAGAAGAGUCAAUGUCCCGGAAGUUGUCAGCGGCGUCCCGACUCCACGAGGACUAUCGGCCGUUGAAAGCGGAAGUGGAUCUCCUACGGCGGCAGUGCCUAGGCCUGGAGCGACUUCCGGAGUUACAUGAAGAGGAGGGUAGCCCCGUCACACCAGACCGCUUCCCCGCGCUGUCCGCGUCCGCGCCGCGGCCGGUGCCGUUCCUGGCGCCGGCGCCGGUGCGCAAGCCGCCGCCGCCGCCGCCCGCGUUCAGGUCUGCUCUCGACCAAGAUUUCCUUACCGUCUCGCUGAGGCAACAGCCCCCGCCGAUGAAGUCCUGCCUGUCUUGCCACCAGCAGAUCCACCGCAACGCGCCCAUCUGCCCGCUCUGCAAGGCCAAAUCCCGCUCGCGUAACCCCAAGAAACCUAAGAAGAAAUAGUCUAACUAUACAUGUCGUUAGUAUUGACGGAUUUUGUUUAUUA